Ceratina calcarata is the source of this 765-nucleotide messenger RNA. It is a transcript of the gene CPF1, whose product is annotated as cuticular protein CPF1. The transcript has 3 exons. The record is from RefSeq and is a predicted model, not a curated record. Bases 192 to 608 code for a protein of 138 amino acids. Lineage: Eukaryota; Metazoa; Arthropoda; Insecta; Hymenoptera; Apidae.
AAAAAUGUAAAAGCAGGUACCGGGCGUGGCGAACAGAAACAUAUACGAACGCGAACGAUUAUUAUAUGGCGAAAGUUUUUUCGGUAGCCGGGCGGACUAUAUAAGAUUUCGGCUACGAGACGAUCGGUACACAUUUGCUUUCGCACCAUUUCGUACAUUCAAUCAACGAAACGAGCAAAACCCUCCUCACAAUGUUCUCCAAGAUCGUGAUUCUCGUUUGCGCCCUUGCCAUGUGCAACGCUGGUUUCAUACCCCAGCAGUACGCUCUGACUUCGACGUCAGACAACAUCCUCCGCAGCAGCGGAAAUCUGGCGCAGAUCGCGACCCAAUCGAAGACCAUCGCUACUCCGUUCUCCAGCACCAGCAGAUCCGACAUCCGUGUCAGCAACCCGGCGAUCUACGCUCAAGCCGCCCCGCUGGCAUACGCCGCACACGCAGCCCCGUUGGCAUACGCCGCACAAGCAGCUCCCUUGGCAUACGCCGCACAUGCUGCACCCUUGGCCCACGCUGCUCAACCGGCUCAGCUCCUCGGAGUAGCUUACUCCCCCGCAGUCGCUGUUUCGCACAUGACCUACUCCAGCCCCAUCGGUGUCUCCUACGCUUGGUAAUCCGUUUUCCCGAAUUCCACUUCUUCCGACCACUAAAUUAACUGACUCCUAUCAGCUACUGUAUCCACGAUCGUCAUGUAUGCAUAUGCGCAUGUACUUUCGUACUUUCGACCUUUUUAUUUAUUAAAUAUAGCGUAUAUCGCUUGAACAAAGCAAA